Messenger RNA from Linum trigynum, 624 nucleotides. NCBI's taxonomy places the organism in Eukaryota, Viridiplantae, Streptophyta, Magnoliopsida, Malpighiales, Linaceae. The record is from the annotation of a GenBank genome assembly.
AUGGCGCAUAUCACAAGUGAUCGGGUUGUGGAAUUCUCUAUGGCAGAAGUUCAACCUGAGCGAGUGCGUUGGACCAAAAUGCUGCUCGGCCGUGUCUUUUCGGAGGAUCGGCUGACAGUGGCGGAGCUGAGAGAGGCGGUAAAUAAUCCGUGGCAAGGCCAAGGCCGAAUUAAGGUGCGAGAAGUAGCGCACGAGUUGUAUGAAUUCACUCUCCCAACUGAAGCUGCGAAGAAAUGGGCACUUCAACGCACACCGUGGGUGAUUAAGGAUAGAAUCCUUCAUCUACGUGCUUGGGUAUCAAAUAUUUCUGCCCGCACUUUCGACGACAUGGCGAUUGCCCCGUUUCGAGUCCAAUUAUGGGACGUACAAGAUGACUGUUGCACCCAGCAAUUUGGCAGGAAGGUGGCGAAUUCAACCCUUGGCCGAGUCCUUGAAUCGGGUGUUUUUGUUUGCAGUGACACGGCCAGCAAUUUCAUUAAGGUCAAGGCGCUUAUUGACUUCUCCAAACCACUGCGUUCUCAAGUCCUGGCCACAAAUGACGAGAUGGGAUCCUUCUGGAUCUGUUUCAAAUAUGAGCACCUACCCAGUUUCUGCUACAAUUGUGGCCGAGUGGGGCAUUUUUGA